AUGCUCUUGAGGCAACAACAGAGGCAUAAUCACAACAAAGAUGAUACCUCACCCUUCCCUCACCCUUCCCUCACCCUUCCCUCGCCCUUCCCUCGCCUUUCCCUCACCCUUCCCUCACCCUUCCCUCACCCUUCCCUCAUCCUUCCCUCGCCCUUCCCUCACUCCUUCCCUCGCCCUUCCCUCACCCUUCCUUUACCCUUCCCUCGCCCUUCCCUCACCCUUCCUUCACCCUUCCCUCACCCUUCCCUAACCCUUCCCUCACCCCUGCCUCGCCCUUCCCUCACCCUUCCCUCGCCCUUCCCUCACCCUUCCCUCACCCUUCCCUCACCCUUCCCUCACCCUUCACUCACCCUUUCCUCGCCCUUCCAUCACCCUUCCUUCACCCUUCCCUCAUCCUUUCCUCGCCCUUCCUUCGCCCUUCCCUCACCCUUCCCUCAUCCUUCCCUCGCCCUUCCCUCACUCUUCCCUCGCCCUUCCCUCAUCCUUCCUUCACCCUUCCCUCACCCUUCCUUCACCCUUCCCUCACCCUUCCCUCACCUUUCCCUCACCCUUCCCUCACCCUUCCCUCACCCUUCCUUCAUCCUUCCCUCAUCUUUCCCUCACCCUUCCCUCACCCUUCCCUCACCCUUCCUUCAUCCUUCCCUCAUUCUUCCCUCGCCCUUCCCUCGCCCUUCCUUCACCCUUCCCUCGCCCUUCCCUCAUCCUUCCCUCACCCUUCCCUCACCCUUCCAUCACCCUUCCUUCACCCUUUCCUCAUCCUUUCGUCGCCCUUCCUUCACCCUUCCCUCACCCUUCCCUCAUCCUUCCCUCGCCCUUCCCUCACCCUUCCUUCACCCUUCCCUCGCCCUUCCCUCACCCUUCCUUCACCCUUCCCUCACCCUUCCUUCACCCUUCCCUCAUCCUUUCCUCGCCCUUCCUUCACCCUUCCCUCACCCUUCCCUCAUCCUUGCCUCGCCCUUCCCUCACUCUUCCCUCGCCCUUCCCUCAUCCUUCCUUCACCCUUCCCUCACCCUUCCCUCACCCUUCCCUCACCCUUCCCUCACCCUUCCCUCACCUUUCCCUCACCCUUCCCUCACCCUUCCCUCACCCUUCCCCCACCCUUCCUUCACCCUUCCCUCACCUUCCCUCACCCUUCCUUCACCCUUCCCUCACCCUUCCCUCACCCUUCCCUCGCCCUUCCAUCACCCUUCCCUCAUCCUUCCUUCACCCUUCCCUCAUCAUUCCCUCGCCCUUCCCUCACUCUUCCCUCGCCCUUCCCUUAUCCUUUCCUCGCCCUUCGUUGACCCAUUCCUCACCCUUCCUUCACCCUUCCCUCACCCUUUCCUCACCUUUCCCUCACCCUUCCUUCACCCUUCCUUCACCCUUCCCUCACCCUUCCCUCACCCUUCCCUCGCCCUUCCUUCAUCCUUCCCUCAUUCUUCCCUCAUCCUUCCCUCACCAUUCCCUCACCCUUCCCUCACCCUUCCUUCAUCCUUCCCUCAUUCUUCCCUAAUCCUUCCCUCGCCCUUCCUCACUCUUCCCUCGCCCUUCCCUCAUCCUUCCUUCGCCCUUCCUUCACCCUUCCCUCAACCUUCCCUCAUCCUUCCCUCACCAUUCCCUCACCCUUCCCUCACCCUUCCUUCAUCCUUCCCUCAUUCUUCACUCGCCCUUCCCUCGCCCUUCCUUCACCCUUCCCUCGCCCUUCCUUCACCAUUCCCUCACCCUUCCCUCGCCCUUCCUUCACCCUUCCCUCAUCCUUUCCUCGCCCUUCCUUCACCCUUCCCUCACCCUUCCCUCAUCCUUCCCUCGCCCUUCCCUCACUCUUCCCUCGGCCCUUCCCUCAUCCUUCCUUCACCCUUCCCUCACCCUUCCCUCACCCUUCCCUCACCCUUCCCUCACCCUUCCCUCACCUUUCCCUCACCCUUCCCUCACCCUUCCCUCACCCUUCCCUCACCUUCCUUCACCUUCCCUCACCCUUCCUCGCCUUCCUUCACCCUUCCUUCACCUUCCCUCACCCUUCCCUCGCCCUUCACUCACCCUUUCUCGCCCUUCCAUCACCCUUCCUCAUCCUUCCUUCACCCUUCCCUCACCCUUCCUCACUCUUCCCUCGCCCUUCCCUCAUCCUUUCCUCGCCCUUCGUUGACCCUUCCCUCACCCUUCCUUCACCCUUCCUUCACCCUUCCCUCACCCUUUCUUCACCUUUCCCUCACCCUUCCUUCACCCUUCCUUACCCUUCCCUCACCCUUCCCUCACCCUUCCCCUCACCUUCCUUCAUCCUUCCCUCAUUCUUCCCUCAUCCUUCCCUCACCAUUCCCUCACCCUUCCCUCACCCUUCCUUCAUCCUUCCCUCAUUCUUCCCUAAUCCUCCCUCGCCCUUCCCUCACUCUUUCCCCUCCGCCCUUCCCUCAUCCUUCCUUCGCCCCUUCCUUCACCCCUUCCCUCAACCUUCCCUCAUCCUUCCUCACCAUUCCGUCACCUUCCCUCACCCUUCCUUCAUCCUUCCCUCAUUCUUCACUCGCCCUUCCUCGCCCUUCCUUCACCCUUCCCCUCGCCCUUCCUUCACCAUUCCCUCACCCUUCCCUCACCCUUCCUUCACCCUUCCUUCAUCCUUUCCUCGCCCUUCCUUCCACCCUUCCUCACCUUUCCCUCAUCCUUCCCUCGCCUACCUCACUCCUUCCUUCACCCUUCCCUCACCCUUCCCUCGCCCUUCACUCACCCUUUCCUCGCCCUUCCAUCACCCUUCCCUCAUCCUUCCUUCACCCUUCCCUCACCCUUCCCUCACUCUUCCCUCGCCCUUCCCUCAUCCUUUCCUCGCCCUUCGUUGACCCUUCCCUCACCCUUCCUUCACCCUUCCCUCACCCUUUCUUCACCUUUCCCUCACCCUUCCUUCACCCUUCCUUCACCCUUCCCUCACCCUUCCCUCACCCUUCCCUCACCCUUCCUUCAUCCUUCCCUCAUUCUUCCCUCAUCCUUCCCUCACCAUUCCCUCACCCUUCCCUCACCCUUCCUUCAUCCUUCCCUCAUUCUUCCCUAAUCCUUCCCUCGCCCUUCCCUCACUCUUCCCUCGCCCUUCCCUCAUCCUUCCUUCGCCCUUCCUUCACCCUUCCCUCAACCUUCCCUCAUCCUUCCCUCACCAUUCCGUCACCCUUCCCUCACCCUUCCUUCAUCCUUCCCUCAUUCUUCACUCGCCCUUCCCUCGCCCUUCCUUCACCCUUCCCUCGCCCUUCCUUCACCAUUCCCUCACCCUUCACUCACCCUUCCUUCACCCUUCCUUCAUCCUUUCCUCGCCCUUCCUUCACCCUUCCCUCACCUUUCCCUCAUCCUUCCCUCGCCCUUCCCUCACUCUUCCCUCGCCCUUCCCUCACCCUUCCUUCACCCUUCCCUCACCCUUCCCUCACCCUUCCCUCACCCUUCCCUCACUCUUCCCUCACCUUCCCUCACCUUUCCCUCACCCUUCCCUCACCCUUCCCUCACCCUUCCCUCACCCUUCCUUCACCCUUCCCUCACCCUUCCCUCGCCCUUCCUUCACCCUUCCUUCACCCUUCCCUCACCCUUCCCUCGCCCUUCACUCACCCUUUCCUCGCCCUUCCAUCACCCUUCCCUCAUCCUUCCUUCACCCUUCCCUCAUCCUUCCCUCCCCUUCCCUCACUCUUCCCUCGCCCUUCCCUCAUCCUUUCCUCGCCCUUCGUUGACCCUUCCCUCACCCUUCCUUCACCUUCCCUCACCCGUUCCUCACCUUUCCCUCACCCUUCCUUCACCCUUCCUUCAUCCUUCCCUCACCCUUCCCUCACCCUUCCUUCAUCCUUCCCUCAUCCUUUCCUCGCCCUUCCCUCACCCUUCCCUCACCCUUCCCUCACCCUUCCCUCGCCCUUCCCUCGCCUUUCCCUCACCCUUCCCUCACCCUUCCCUCACCCUUCCCUCAUCCUUCCCUCGCCCUUCCCUCACUCUUCCCUCGCCCUUCCUCACCCUUCCUUCACCUUUCCCUCACCCUUCCCUCACCCUUCCUUCACCCUUCCCUCACCCUUCUUUAACCCUUCCCUCACCCCUGCCUCGCCCUUCCCUCACCCUUCUCUCGCCCUUCCCUCACCUUUCCCUCACCCUUCUUUCAUCCUUCCCUCACCCUUCCCUCAUCCUUCCGUCACCCUUCCCUCGCCUUUACUGCUAACUUGGAAUGUGUUCAGGAGGGUAUAA
Messenger RNA from Bolinopsis microptera, 4170 nucleotides. Its product is annotated as nascent polypeptide-associated complex subunit alpha, muscle-specific form-like. Bases 1 to 4170 code for a protein of 1389 amino acids. The transcript has 2 exons. NCBI's taxonomy places the organism in Eukaryota, Metazoa, Ctenophora, Tentaculata, Lobata, Bolinopsidae. The record is from RefSeq and is a predicted model, not a curated record.